Messenger RNA from Humulus lupulus (European hop), 1737 nucleotides. Its product is annotated as protein TIFY 4B-like. Gene Ontology annotation, cellular component: nucleus. Gene Ontology annotation, biological process: regulation of defense response; regulation of jasmonic acid mediated signaling pathway; response to wounding. The record is from RefSeq and is a predicted model, not a curated record. NCBI's taxonomy places the organism in Eukaryota, Viridiplantae, Streptophyta, Magnoliopsida, Rosales, Cannabaceae. The coding region runs from base 237 to 1262 and encodes 341 amino acids. The transcript is spliced from 9 exons.
CUCCUCUUUUCUUCUUCUUCUUCUUCAACUUCUUCUCUCUCUCUCUCUAUAACUCACUCACACCCAUACUCUCUUUCUCUUUCUCUUUCUCACUUUACCUUUUCUUUUGGUUUGACAUUUUUACCCCUCAAUUUUCACAAUAUUACGAUUCACUACAGAUCACCACCACUUCUACUUCCACUACACCUCCCUACUAUUGUUGACCUACCUUCUCCGUCUCCGGCAAGAUUCCCGCCAUGAGUGCCGGAACGACGACGUUUCGCUCCAUACUCGACAAGCCCCUUAACCAGCUUACUGAAGAUGACAUUUCUCAGCUCACUCGUGAAGAUUGCCGCAAAUACCUCAAAGAUAAAGGGAUGCGAAGGCCUUCGUGGAAUAAAUCCCAGGCGAUCCAGCAGGUGAUUUCGCUGAAGGCUUUGUUGGAGCCUUGUGACGAUUCCGGCGCCGGAGACAUCAGGAAAGUUGUCGCUUCUCCGACUUCGAACACGCCCCGACUCCCCACUUUUAGUGUGAAUUCGAAUUCAGCUGAAUCAGCUAAAGAAGCUAGUGCCGAUGUCCAGGUUUCAGUCUCGGCUGAAGAAUCAAUUCCGGAUCCGAGAAAGGAACCGACGAAAUCUGUUCCGGAGCCUGAGGAAAGACCCGCUGAUAUAGAUGAGAGGGCAAGUCCAAGAAGUCAAUGUGCAACUGAUGCAUCAGUUGGGCAAAUGACAAUUUUCUAUUGUGGAAAAGUGAAUGUAUAUGAAGGAGUUCAACCGGAGAAGGCACGUGCAAUCAUGCACCUUGCAGCAAGUCCAAUCCCUUUAGCUCGGGAAAAUUCAUUUGGUGUCCCUGCAGCACUUAGGACCUUUCCAUGGCAUUUAAAUACUACAAGUGAAAAAUGUGGCCUUCCUCCUAGUGUCUCAAUUUCACAGCCCAUGCAGACAGAUAAGAUAGCUGAGCAUAGUCAUCAGUGUUGGGAGAAAGAAAAUGAUGCAGAUGGUCAGGCAAGCAGACAAGUGUCACUGCAGAGAUACCGUGAAAAGCGAAAGGACAGGGGAAGGUUGAAGAGCAAGAAAAACGCUACAACUAAUUCUUCUAGCUUGGAAGUCUACUUAAACCACCAAGUGAGGACACAUAUCUCAAAUGGUAAUUCAAGCCGCAGUAGCACGAGCUCUCCAACUCAGCCUGGGCUCUCCCAAGCAUUGUGUAGCACAAUGGACAAUCAACCUAAGAUAACGUGUCUUCCCGUUGAUCUCAAUGAAAAGCAUAACUUGGAUUGCUGAAAUCUUUUGUCUAAUUAUCGUAGCAUGGAGAGGAUGGGAGAGAAGAAACCAAUUCACAGGCUCCCAGAGACUUGCUUUUUUUUUUUGCAUAUUUUCGGCUGCCUAUUCUUCCCUUAAGUUUUUCUACUGGCCUUUUGUAUGUGAGAAUUUGAGUUUUUUAGGCUUACAUGAUCAAUUUUGUAUUUAAUAGGAUGAUAUGGUUUUGAUAGGGAAUUAUUUAUUCCUUGUUAUGUUAAGCCUUCUUCCAAGGUUGAGAUAGGUGGAAGCAGUCCUUUCUUCACGAGUAGCCUAUGAUCGAUCACUCUGAGUUGACAUAGUUAUUCUCUUGUCUAAUAUGUUGUAUCUACAAAACAAAUGUCUUGUACAUUAUCUAGUCUGCCUUGUAUUUCUAGCUAGCUGAUAUUUUUUUUUAAAAGAUGUUUAAGGGAUCUAAUCCUUUUCCCCUUAACUAAUGCAUUCAUCUAAUUCGUUUUUC